Molecule: messenger RNA, 8434 nt
Organism: Schistosoma bovis
Lineage: Eukaryota; Metazoa; Platyhelminthes; Trematoda; Strigeidida; Schistosomatidae
Source: the annotation of a GenBank genome assembly
CUGGUUUGUUUGACUGCACCACUUCAGGGUCGUACUUAUGGACAUCAAGGUUAACAUCGAUGGAGUACUCAGAGAAGUGUGUGGGAUUAAUGAAGGAACAACAUGUGAAGAAGUGAUUUUUAAGCUUGCACAGAUUGCUAGUUUGCCUGGAUUCUAUACUCUGGUUGCCAGCUGCAGAGAUAAAGAAAUUACACUAUCUCCAGAGGAGAAAAUUAUAAAUUUCAUUAAAGAAACUAAAGAAAAUCCAUCUAACAUAUGUUUUAUUCUUCGUCGAUUGGAGGCUGUAUCUCCUUUCUCUCCGAAAAUCCCCAAAGCAUAUCCUCCUAUUCCCAAUCAUCAACCGACAAGUCGUCCUCAUCAACAGUCCUCUCGUAGUUCAUCACGACGUUCUAAUGUUCCAGUGACAUCUGAAAAUAAAGAAUUAUAUUCCUCUACUUCAUCAUCCUUACCGAUUCCAGCUCAGCAAUAUGCUAGUUCUGCAAAGCAAUCAAGAAUAUAUCGUUGUGAUCCUAGUCAUGAACUAAUUCAUUCUACCUUAGUAACCAGUGCUGCUGGUGAAGAAAAAUCAUAUCACGAUGUUGAUCAAUAUAAUCAACUUAAAGAUCAGUUGGCAUAUCAAGAACAGCAAGUUGAACUCAAUCGGAUACGAUUGCUUCGAUUAGACAAGGGUAAACAUUUUGAUUAAAUGUAUUGUUUUUUUCAAAUGGUAUUUUUCAACAAUGACUUGAGGAGAUCAACCUGGAUGAUGUAUUCAGUGUGCAUGUUUAAAACCUUAGAGAUAGACAAAGUGAUGUAAUUCUAAUUAAUAUAGGGAUAAGUUAAUUAUGAUCAAGAAAACAAUUUUCAUCCUUUCUUUUUUGCAUGAAACUCAAAAAUGAAUCAGUUUUGAUUGAGAUCAUAAGUCGAUCAACGUUAGAGUACCAUUGAAGAACUAGAAGCACUAAACGGUCGUUUCGUCAUAAUACGGGGACUCCUCAGCAGUGCAUAUCCGCGAUCCCGCGCGCGAACACUUAGUCUCUAGACUACUAAGCCGGCAUCCAGCAGUGUUAACGUCUAAAUUCAAUCCACGAAAUCGCACGACCAUCUUCUAUUGUCUUCGGUGAGUAACUGCCUCACACCUCGUACGGAUUAGCUCCGCUGGUCACGGAUGAAGUUAGACGUUAACACCGUUAGGUGCCGGAUCAAUAGUCUAGAGAUUAAGCGUUCGCGUGAGGGAUUGUGGAUUUGCACUGCCGAGGAGUUCCAUACUAGGACGAAACGGUCGUCCAGUGCUUCCAGGUUUUCAAUGGUGGUCCAACAUUGAUCGAUUAAUGAUCUUAAUCAAAACUCAACAGUCUCCACAAUCCUACACUGAAUCAGUUUUAUUUUGUGACAUUCGAUAUUUUUGAAACACUAAUGUAGUGAUUAGUCGCCUAGGCUGAAUGAUUCUAUGACGUACACAAUUGUUGCGCACUAAUACUAGAUAAUCCACCCAAAACGAUUAAUCAUCCCAUAUAUUAAAGCAAUCAAGAAUAUGUUAUUACCAGCCUGAAUAACAUAAAGCGUUCUAUCAUUAAAAAUUAAUAUAUUUGCAAAAAUAUCUAUCGCAAAAUACGCAGAAUUAUCUCCCCACACUAAUUAUCCAACCAAGAUUAUUGAAUAUACGUAUCAACAUCACAUAAGAAGAAAAGCUGUAGGAGUCACGUGUGUGUGUGUGUAUAGUGCUCAGAACAUCUUAAGUUGUUAAGGUUUGGUGUGAGGGAAUUCUUCUAUAUCACCGUAGAGUAAAAAUGACAAUGAUAAUAGGUAAACAUGUGCACAGCAGUAGAUACCACCCCGGUGGUGGUCUAGAGGUUAAGACGCACUGAUGAUUCGUUACAUACUAGGACGAAACGGACGACCAGUACUUUCAGGUUUUCAAUAAUUGCAUAGCUAAGACCACUUCGUGUUUUAAGCGAUGAAGAUGUUCAACGUGUCAAAUCUUUACUGUUUUCCAUGUAAAUUAGACAUAUUAUGAAAACCAAUUUAAUUUAUCUACAUCAAAUUAACCAUAAAUCAUUUUGUUUAAUGGUUCACUGAAUAAUAUGCAUUUGAGCUGAAUAAGCAACAGUUGUAAAAUUGCCAAUGAUUUUCACAUUAAACUCCCCCAGAACAUAUAGUCUUAUAAGUCUUCCAUCUGCUUAACUGUUUUGUGAAUUAAUUAAAAUUUUUGUAGCCGAUGAUGAAUUCAUUUGUCGUGGUUGCUUGAAUCUUCCCAUUGAUGUUUAGGACUGAAACUGAUCAAUCUCCUUUUGGGAUAUGUGCAUCCUGUGCGGAUUGCUUCGGUAUUGCCUAGAAUCACAAGCAUUUUAGGCAGAGAAGGAAUCAAGGGCGUGCGUUUCAUCCUAGUUGAGACUCAUCAGCUGGGUGUACCUGCGUCCUGGAGUUGAUGUUCACCAUCAGACUCGAACUCAGUUAUCUGACGAACUUCCUAUAAAACAUUUUACAUUUAUGAGAAGGAUUCAUAAACAAGCCUUUAAGGUGAAUAUAUUCAUACUUGGAUAGACAAGAUUUAUGGUAGCUAUAUUUCUAUAAUAUUAAGAUCGGGAAAAUUUAUAAUAUGGUUUGAGAAACUUGUUUUUAAAAAAGCUACUACAAUAAGUUUCACUAUUACUGUUGCAAACUACUUUUGAUGUAUACCAACUCUGCACACUAAUUGUAAAGCAACCUCGAAAUCGUAAGACCAUUUUAACAUCUCUGUUUUUUCAUUCGUUCGUUAUAGUCCCACUAAGUAGUUCCUACAGGAUCUUUGAUGAAUGUCGAAAAGUACGAAACCUUAGUAUUUUAAUACCAGUUACUAUUUUGAUAAUUAAAUGACUGAACGGUUAUCUAUGAAGCUUUAAGCAUUAAAUACAUUGCUUUACAAUAUCUUCUGCAGUCGAUUGGCUCAGGAAACGCGUAACUAUUCACACUAUUCAACAGAAGUAUAUCUCAUAAAUACAUAACCUUAAUCCUAGUUUACGUCUAUCUAGUGUUCGUUUUUUUCCAUCCCACAACUUCCUCACAUUUUUGUAGUUUUGCAUCAUAAAUUGAGCCUAUUUAGAUAGCCACUAAGGACUAGGGAGUAUUGGACAAUUGUAUCAUCCUUAUGAGGGACCCCACCACAGGUCGAAACCUGAACUUCCAGGUCUUGCGGCAAGCAUUGAAAUUACUGAUCCGGCAUCCAAUAGUUUACAUUCCUAACUUCAAUUAAUUCAUGAUACUGCGCAACCUAAUUUUAAUGUUAGAGUUAAGUAAACUGUCUCACGCCUAACUUGGUUGAACUAUACUAAUCACUACUUCUCGCCAGAACUCCAGGAGUUAUGAAGUUCACCAUCCCCUACUUCCGUAUAUUUAUCUAUCACAUGCAUAUCUUUAUACUCAUGAACAAUGCAUUCAGAAUAACAUGUGCAUAGGAUAUAUUUUUUCUAGUGGUGUUUUAUACAUAUAUAUGUAUAUAAUACACACCAUUUAUCCAUGUCUAUCUUGUAAUAUAUAAGUCAGUCUAAUAGUGUAGUCUGUCAUGGUUAGUCAGCGAGCUAAUUAACUUCACCAGUGCUAUACUAAUUCUUCGUUAGCCAAUCUGUGAAACUCGGUGUAUAAUCUGUCUCUCCUCUAUACAUGUAGACACAUACAGUUGAACUACAAAUCAAGGUGAAACCGCCUACGUAAUUUCAUUGUUUUUAAUUCUUAUUUUAUAGACUAUAAGGGAGUAGUCAUGUAUACAACUAACAGCUAGUUAGUCAUCACAUUAAACAUAUUCUUAUAAAUCUAGUCAUUGUUGGGGCAAUAACCUUCAAAGCCUAAUCUCAAGGUUAUCAUUAUACUCUUUCUAUUACAGCUUAAUUAUAAGUCAGCACAGAUAAAAUCCAUUCUAAUUGUUGACAGGUUGUUACUUGUUUGUUUGAUUUUUUUUCUAAAAACACAAAGAAAUGAAUAUUGGGUUUCUUUUUGUUUUUUGCUGCUUUUGCCUAAACAAGUUAGCGAUGGAGAAAAGUCACUAAUGAAAAAUACUUGUACACUUGCUAAAGUCAAAAAAUAGAUGACUAUUAUUGUCAUCAAUACAAUAUCAUUAGAACACAAUGUGAACAUCAUAUAUACUACGAGAGACAGAGAUUUCAACUGUCGAGAAGUCAUAGUUUAGUGUAUUAAUGAUAUAAAGUCUGAAAAUUUUAGGAUAUGACUCUCAAACAAGUGGUUUUAAGGAUUAGACGAAAUUGUGCCGAUUUUCAUGCAAUUACAAACUGUUGAAAUAGGUUUUGUUCAAGACGUUCCAUGUGUUAACCAAGACUGAUCAAAUUCCAGCCAAAAAUAUCAACAACGGGAUAAUCCAAACCAUUUCAAAUUGGAUUAUAUUUUCCUGUUGAGUCUAGAUAAAAGUAUGAGACGGGAAAUGCCCAUUUAAUUCCUAAUCACUGAUUCAUUCUCUGACCAACCUCUGAGGGGUACUUCCCAAAGUUCUCGUGCGAAGCCGUGAUCGUUAGAGUCCAAUCAUGCCGAGCGUAAGACAAAUAUUUCUAACUAUGGCACUUGACUACAGUCACGAAUUAAUUGAAGUUAGAAGUGCAGGUCAUUAGAUGGCAACUCAACGAUCUAAAAGUUAAGCCCUCGCCGCGAGGCCCGAAAUCUCUGGAUUUGAAACCCUAGUUGGGUCACGGACCCACACUAGUGAGGAGUCUUAUACUGGGACAAGUUAGCUGUCCCUCGACUAUUGCUUUUUAACUGUCGUUUAACAUCAGCCGCUCUACGAUGUAAAACUACAAAACUCGAAAACUUCCAGAAACCCCACUGUCAUACCACACAUAAUCGAUUAUUUUCUUAUCGUAUGCAUUCUAUACACUCAGUUAUAGUUUCCAAGGUAAAUUAACCGUUUACUGCAAAUAAUUAAUUAAAUACGGGUCAGUUCACGCGUCAUUGAACCACAUACUGUAUACGUGUGUUCAAAGGCUAGUUUUAGUAUUCACUUUGCUAAACCAAUAUAGGUAGACAGGGUGAACGUGUAACCAAUCUUUUUAAAGAGCAAGCAGUUCAUUUCCCGAAGUGCUAUUCAACCUAUUGCUAUGAUCAAACAAUUAAUUGGCAAGACUCUUGGUCAUAGACCAGGUCGUGGAUUUAAAUCAGUUGGAAUGUCAUUGAAAAGCCCGGUUUGUUCAAUUCAUGUGCUAAGCAUAGAUUAGUAUGCUUAGCUUAGAGCCACACUCUACUUAUAAGGGCUAGUGAUGUCACCUGGUUACCCAAACCAAAUUAGGUGUAGCGGAGUCUGGACCUGCGACUUAUUGACUGAGGGUCGAGGGUCUUAACCGCUGUGAUAAUAGAAAUACUGAGUAGCUAACUUGAUCGUAAUGUGCGAAUAUUCGGCAGCAGUGCGCGCUACUAUUCGCUCGGGAUUGAACCCAUGUCACCUUAAGGUUUUAUAAUGAGUGAGUGCAUCACCCUUAGACCAUUGCAGUCUAUAAGUUUUCAUGUUCAUAUUGUCCCAAACUCGAACGAAACAUAUGUGUCUAGUGUUUCUUCGUUGUCACUGAUAUUAUCAACCCAUUACUAAGGCCAAAAAUUAAUAUAAUCUGACUACAAGUUAUAACUUAUCAGUAGUUAAUGGGUGAAUAAUGAGAAUAAAGGUCAAUAAAAAGAAUAAAUGUUUACACAAUCUAACAUUUUCAUAAUUACUAUACACUAACUGAUCAAUUAUUUCUAAUAAAAUAUUUUCUUUUCUCGCCAGAAAUCAAUCAUUUAGAACAGUCAGCCCGAUUUGGUGGUAAUAACAACAAUAGUAAUAGUAAUAAAGAUGGUUAUUCUACGUUGGAUUUAUUAAGUGGAUCGGCUGUUGGUCCUGUGGCAGAAUUGGCCCAACUAGCAGCUACACCAUGGUCACAAUUAUUAGAUACAAAUCGUGCCAGACAACGUGAAUUAUUAUCAGAAUGUGAACGGCAUAAAAUUGCUAUCGACCAAGUGGAUACUCAUUUAGCUAAAACAAAGUAUGUGAUUAUUUAAUACUAUUAUUAUUAUCCCGUAAGUUUUUUACCGCUAAUCAUCAUUGAACUCAUUUUAUCGGUGCCAAAGAUAAUCAACAUAUUCACAAAAACGAGCUAGAAAAAUGAGCCUAAAACCAACUACCUAGCUUAGGGGCCGGGAUGGUGGUUAGCAGUGAUAUUAUUUGAUCCUACUCUUUACAUUACCGAUGAUCUAAUAAAUGUCAUGUCUUGUUGUAAACUAAGUGAAAUUUUCUUCGGACAUAAGUUUACAUCUUAUUUUUAGUUCUUCAAUUUGAAAAUGGUAUUCGCUUUGUGUUAGAGGAUAAAACUGAUAUAUUGAAAGGCACAAACAAUCUAGGGAUGAUCUGGUAUAAUUAGUUAUGAUCAACAAACAACCAACGGAGCCAAUGUCCAUUAGCUCAAACUGCCCACUGCAUUAACUAAAUGAAAACGGCCUGGAAUAUUAGUAGUGCCGAUGAUAACGAAACUAGACAUGAAGAAUAUAGUUCAAAAGAAAUGAAAUCAAGGAAUAUAAAGUGUCAGACAAAACAUUGAAGAUAGAAAAAUAAAAUGUGCCUGCUCUUUUGAGACCGAGUUUGAGCCAUGUCAUCUAAGGUUUCCUCCAACCAUUGAUCACAAUUAUCGCGUGUACUCCGACUAGGUAGUUUAAACUUACUAACACGAUUUAGACGAACAUUCACUGACUUCAUGGAAUGGUAUUAUCUUUGUCUCUUCCCCUCCCGCAGCUUUCUUCUAAUCUACUUAAACACCAGACAGCAUCGAAGUUGACAGAUGAUGAUUCAGCAUACGAAACAUUUGUCCCAGGCACCUCAGUCCAAAUAAGCUACACUUCACACAUCAGAACGACAGGAAAUUAAAGAAUUUAAUUGGUGAUCAAAACAUUAUUAUUAUUAUUCAUUUUUGCAUUGGUUGUUUGGACCUUCUCAUUGAUGUUUAGGACGAGACGCACAUCCUGGAUUCCUCUGCUAGCCACCAUCAACUCCCCUUAUCAUUAUUAUAAUAAGCGAAUGAAAAUAAAAUAUAUGAAUUAAGAUAGUGAAUUGAAUAACCCUAUAUAGAACAAAGUGAAAAGAAGUGGGGAGACCAAUUUCCAGUGUCUUUUUACUUUCACUCGCAAGUGAAAGUCAGUUGUCGACAGUUUGGUAAACUUAUCAAAACAAUUGAAUCAAGUUCUUAGAGUAUGUAUUGUCUCCAAUUCAGAGGGAAUGAACUACCACCUAUUUUUUGUUUUCAACAGUAUCUCAGAAAAGAACUUUAUGUAAACGAAUUUUGCUAAGGAUAUUAGGAAAACUGCUAGGUAGUGGCACAACUGUGCUUAUGGAAAAACUUAAUAAAAUAUAACAAAAAUCUCAUCAACAUCUGAAAAUACAUUUCAGACACAUUAGUGAGACUAUCAAGCGCAUCCUAAUUACACGAAUUAGUCGAUUUCAGGCCUAUAUAGUUACGUUGAUGCUUAGUAUGUAAUUAAGUCUAUAUGUCUCCCAAUGUUUAUCAUUCACUUCAUGAGCCUCUUGAUUUAAAAAACAAGUCACCAUAAUGCAUGCCGAUAGUCUAGCAUCAAAUACACAGUAACCAAUGGCACAUACUACUUCAUUUUCUUUAAAUAAUAACACCUUAAGUCGAAAAUCGAGUGGUCCCACAAACAAAGGUAAUUGAAUAUCAUUGACCCUACUUAUAGCUGCGGUUGUACUCGGAUAAAUAACUAUGUUCAAAACAACACACAUCAAAUCUACUGACAUAGUAUUACUUAGCGACAUUUUUUAGCAAAGUUCUUUUCUACAGGACGGUGUUGCUUAGCCCAUGCCCAUUUCCCCCCUUUACCGGACUUGGGAUCGGCUGUAGCUCUAGAGGUGUCCCAGACAGAAUUCUUAAAAUAGUAUACAUUAAUCGGAUAUCUGUCGUGUUUUAUAGUAUACAAACUAAGAAUUUCACUAGUAACUAAACCUACUUGUCAAGGCAGAAACUAGAAUCAAUCCACAAAGUUACAAAAAUUACCUUGUUCACCUUAAGAUUUCACUUUAAUCUACUACACCUACUACGUAAUAGGAACAUAUAACUUGAUUUUUCCUCCAUUUUUAUUUUUACAACGAAAACAGAAUGAAUUUAUCUCAACUAGAAAAUCAAAUCAGUCAAGAGUUAAAUCAAUUGCUCAAUGAAUUGGAAGGAUAUAAUCAACAUAGAAGGUUACUACUGAAAUCAGCCGGAAGUAGUAGCUCACAACCUCGUCCUAGAACAACUAUCAAUAAUCCAUCAGAGGUGGCAAGCGAUGGUGUUGCUGUAUAAAAUAAAUGAAUUAUACUACCGUCAUAUUAUGUGCAAAUAUUUGAACAUAAACACAAUAAAUAUUAUCUCAUGUAAAUUAUCUAGUUUCAUGAAGGUACAAUCUUUUUUUAUUUUCAUGAUAAUCUUUUUUCUUAAUAUACAAUAUCCUAUGCAUAAAUCCA